Molecule: messenger RNA, 1216 nt
Organism: Phasianus colchicus (ring-necked pheasant)
Lineage: Eukaryota; Metazoa; Chordata; Aves; Galliformes; Phasianidae
Gene: CNMD
Product: chondromodulin
Biological process (GO): negative regulation of endothelial cell proliferation; negative regulation of angiogenesis
Source: RefSeq, a predicted model, not a curated record
AUGGCCGAGGGCUCGGAGAAAGUACCCAUCGCCCGAGCGGGUCCCGAAGACGUGGAGCAGGGCCUGCCGCCCGCGUACACGGCAGCAGUGCCCCCUCCAGGGCCAGGGCGGCUACUGAAGGCAGGGGCCACAGUGCUCAUCGCUGGGGCCCUUCUGCUGCUGGCUGGGGCCAUCGGCGCCUUCUACUUCUGGAAAGCCACCGAGAGGCAGGUGUACAACGUUCACUACACCAUGAGCAUUAAUGGAAAAGUGCAAGACGGAUCGAUGGAAAUAGAUGCCGGAAAUAACUUAGAGACAUUCAAAACAGGAAGCGGGAGCGAAGAGGCUGUUGAAGUUCAUGAUUUCCAGAUUGGCAUCACCGGCAUCCGAUUUGCUGGAGGAGAGAAGUGUUACAUCAAGGCCCAGCCCAAAGCUCGCGUGCCUGAAGUGGAUGCCAUGACCAAGGCCAGCCUGUCCUCUGACCUGGAAGAUGAAAUCAUGCCUGUUAGAUUUGAUGAAAACUCUCUUAUCUGGGUGGCUGCAGACGAGCCCAUCAAGCACAACAGUUUCCUAAGCCCCAAAAUUUUAGAGCUUUGUGGGGAUCUUCCGAUUUUCUGGCUUCGACCUACGUAUCCCAAAGAUAAACAAAGAGAAAGGAGAGAAAUGAAGAGAAAUAGACGCCAGUCCGAGUCAAACUUCGGUGCAGAAAACAGAGCAGCUGCUGCUGAAGAAGUGAACACCAGGUCCACCCCCACCCAGCUGACUCAAGAGCUUGGCCCCCAGCCUAAUGAAACCAGGCCAAUGCAGCAAGAAAGCGAUCAAACGCUGAACCCAGACAACCCAUACAAUCAACUGGAAGGUGAAGGGAUGGCUUUUGACCCCAUGCUGGACCACCUAGGCGUGUGCUGCAUCGAGUGCAGGCGAAGUUACACGCAGUGUCAGAGGAUCUGUGAGCCUCUGCUGGGCUACUACCCGUGGCCAUACAACUACCAGGGCUGCCGCACCGCCUGCCGUAUCAUCAUGCCCUGCAGCUGGUGGGUCGCUCGCAUCAUGGGUGUUGUGUGAGAAAGCUUUGGGCUCCUGGAGGAAGCCAGCAGGAAUCUGACCACGCCAAACUGAUGAAAGACUACGAGCGAAGCAGCGUGGCCAAUCCUGGCUUCUAAAUCCAAACGCGUGUUACUGUGCUAAAAGUAAGGGCAGGUAUUCUAAGUGUAAAUAAACUCUUAAAUUAAGGUGU